AUGGUUCAAACUAAUAUUCACGGCCAAAAAGUUGACGAUAAUGUCCUGAACUGCGCGGAAAGAGAGCUUCCCAAGAAAGUUACCUUGCAAGGUCAAUUCUGCAAAUUGGAGCCUUUGAAUGUGGAAAAGCACAGCGCAGAGCUUUAUGAGGCGUUUUCAGAAACCAAUGUCGACCGUCUUUUAACUUACUUACCCAUUGAACCCUUCAAUACGCUAGAUGACUACAAAAAGACUAUGCUAGGCUUUAUCAACUUAGAUCACUGUGUUGCAUUUGCAAUCAUUAGUGGAAUUACAGGGCGUGCAUGCGGAACGAUAUGCAUAAAAAGAAUUGAUGCCCGCGGUGCGUCCGCUGAGAUCGGGUUUGUGAUUUUUUCUUCUCAACUCCAGCGUACUGUUAUUGCCACGGAGGUCCAGUAUUUGCUGCUGAGAUACUUAUUUGACGACCUGGACUAUAGACGAGGUGAAUGGACAUGCGAUGCUUUCAAUGAGCCCUCCAGAAAUGCAGCCUUGAGGCUAGGAUUUAAAUACGAAGGAACUUUGCGCAAAUCUUUCAUUUACAAGGGCCGAAACAGAGACCAACAGUGGUUUUCCAUUGUGGAAGAUGAGUGGCCCGUGGUCAAGCAAGCUUUCGAACAGUGGUUGAGCCCUGAAAACUUCCAAGAUGGCGUACAAAAGCGUAAACUUUCCGAUAUUCGCGAAACUAUCGCUGCAGCGUGA
Molecule: messenger RNA, 717 nt
Organism: Lachancea lanzarotensis
Lineage: Eukaryota; Fungi; Ascomycota; Saccharomycetes; Saccharomycetales; Saccharomycetaceae
Product: LALA0S14e01860g1_1
Exons: 1
Coding region: 1-717 (238 amino acids)
Molecular function (GO): protein-N-terminal-alanine acetyltransferase activity; protein N-terminal-serine acetyltransferase activity
Source: RefSeq, a predicted model, not a curated record